UGUUAGAUGCUAUAUUCCAUUCCAUGGUAGCAGCCUGAAGCGCCUGUUUUUGCUUAAUUUGUUGAGGUAUGUUGUGGAGUUUGAAUUGACGUCUAUCGCAGCUUCAGAUGGACGCUGAGGCCAGCUAGUGAGGCCAGCUAGUGACACCAUCGCCUGCCACGUGAAAGCGCGCUUCGGCGCGGGCGCUUCUGACCGUACAGCGACUCCCCCACACUAGCACCUCAGCACAUACUAUCACGUUCAUGGCGAAACUCGCAACACCAGCUUCAAGCUCCAACACGCCGAGAUCCUUCGCAAAUACCCAUGGACAUGCGCGAUCGGCCGCGCUUGAAGCUGUAAGCUCGCGACCACGACGCAAACAGCGCCGCCCAACCAAGCAAGCGUCGUAUGAGCUCACCAACCAUGCCAAAGCCUACCUCGAGGGCGGUCAAUACGCCAGCGGCUAUGACUUCCUGUACAGCCUCCUCGCCGCGGGCACCAGCAUAUCGAGACCUGCGCAGCCAUACAUAGGCUUUCUCGCACCGCCGGCAUACAUCGCAUUCGCCUCUUCCAUGGUCGUCGAUCCUAGAUUCACCACGAAAGCGCAAUCGCGAGACGCCGCCAAAGGCUCCAAUGCCGCGCUGCGAUAUCUGCAAUGCGUGCACACGACGUUAGACGAUCCCGCAUACCCAGCGAUAAGGAAAGCCUUCAUGUUCCCAAGAGAACGCAACAGGAGGAGCGCGCCGAGCUAUAGGGCUAGUGCAAGUCUAUCACCCCAGCUGGGCAGCGACAUCAAGCGAAUAGCUGGCGAGGCUGCCAACGAGAAGAGCCUGUGGUAUCGCGCAGACGACUUCUGGCAUGCUGUGGGGUGGGCGUUCAAUUGCGCGAUAAAGCAUAAGAAACGCUGGAAUCGAUGGAAACUGUGGCUGAGUAUCAUGCUCGACUUUCUAGAAGCCGAUUGGGAUGUCUGCGCCAAACAAAGCAACCAGGAGGGAGCCAGCGACGAGACAAGCAUACAACAGAGUCUCCUCUGGCACUACAUAACCGGCGACGAGACGUCAAUGAAUCGUGCAAAGAGGCGCCGAAUCAUCAGAGCUGUAUUUGCAACAGCGACACCCGAGUCGCUAAAAGACUACCCGGAAGUUUGGGAGAGGGAAACAGCAGAGCCGAGACGGAAAAGAAACGAGAACCAGCCAGUGGGGGAAGUUGACUUCGAGACUGGGGAGUUGGCUGACUACGGUAGCGAUGAAGACAUGCAGGACGCAUCGGAAGACGGCGUGGAUGAGAGUGGCGACGAGACAUUUUCGGAAACCAGCGAUAAAGGGAUUAGAAACGUACACGACGCCAUAGAGCGCCUUGGGGGACAGGACGCGAUCGAGCUGCGGCACCGUCUAAUAGCACUCCUCGCCGAAGUGGCCGUAGACCUACCAGACCUCUUCACCAGGAUAUAUGACCUUUGUGACAACAUCUUGGAAGAGUUCAGUCAGCUCCCGACAAUGAUCUUUCAGGUACUUUUGUCUACCAUGAAGCUACCCGAUGACAUUCAAGUCGCCUUCAACGCCAACCUUCUCCAUGGUCUGAUAGCCAGCAAGCCCCCGAACUUCUUUCUCCGAGACCCUACUCAACAGGAUUUCGAAAAGACGCUUCUUCCACUCAAGGGCACAACCCAGAGCUUUGCAGCAAACACCAAGAUUUCCCUCAUCCUCGAGCAGUUGUUCAUGCACAUGAUGAAAAAUAACGCUCUCGCCCCUAAUCCAGCUCUUCGCAAGGCUAUGGAGGCUGGUAUUCAAGCUCGACGUAGUGUGUAUGGUACGGGUAAAGGCAAGAGAGGCAACGCUGAGGAAGAAGAGCAAGGAAAGAAGCUGCUGCAGGAAAGUUCGGACAGGCUGUUGGGUUUGCUUGAAGUAUUGGAGAUGGCUCAUGGUAAGACUCCGCAGUGGACGAGAGUGAAGGAAUCUGCACUGCUCUCUUUUGGCUCAGGUUCAUCGCUUUCUCCUGCGCCUGAUAGCGAGACUGAGUCCGAAGAUUAAAGAGGUAAUUGAAGGAUGUUUUCCCAGGAAUGUCGAGGCAGCUUGCUAUCAUCCAACAAGCAGCGGACUGAACGACACUGAGACUUAGGCACUCAGCCCCGCCUCGUUUUUGAUGUCCAAAAACCACACAAUGAAAUACCAGCGUAUCUGGGUUUAAACGCGUCACUAUUUGGACUCAUUACCAGCCUUUUCUUACCUAGGUGCCCUGUGCACGGUCGCACUGGUCCCAUGCCUG
Molecule: messenger RNA, 2244 nt
Organism: Alternaria rosae
Lineage: Eukaryota; Fungi; Ascomycota; Dothideomycetes; Pleosporales; Pleosporaceae
Exons: 3
Coding region: 243-2009 (588 amino acids)
Source: RefSeq, a predicted model, not a curated record